Molecule: messenger RNA, 6314 nt
Organism: Lethenteron reissneri (Far Eastern brook lamprey)
Lineage: Eukaryota; Metazoa; Chordata; Hyperoartia; Petromyzontiformes; Petromyzontidae
Gene: TBC1D1
Product: TBC1 domain family member 1
Source: RefSeq, a predicted model, not a curated record
UGCUCCUUUGUGCUCAAAGUCAUCGCCAUCGCCUGGAUUACUUCGCGAAAGCGCCGUGCUCUCUCGCUCUCCAGGGAGAGGAGAAGGUAGAGGGAGGGGAUAGGAGAGAGGAGAAGGGAGAGGAGGGAUAGCGUCCCUCGGUGUCACGAUGAGCCAGCUCGCGAGCAAGUUGCGCACACUGGCGCAGAGACGAGAGCUCUCCCGAGCCCCGAGUCCCAUCGGCACGUCGGAGACCCCGGGCAGACCCCCGCUCGCCGCCCCCUCCGCUCCGAGCCCGGGGGGUGACCCCGAACAGCAGGGAGAGGCGGGCGGUGGCGUGAAGCGUUUCGAGGUCCUCUAUGUGGGGCGCCUCGCAGUGGGGGGCAAAUUGGGCCCCCCCUCGCUUGUCGACGACAGCAUCACGGCGCUGCACUGGCGCUACGGCGCUGAAGGGGACAGCUCCCCGGAGGAGCCCUGCGAGCCCGGUCGAGACCCCUUCGAAGCCGACCCCCCCGACCCCGCGGGGAGCCCGGGCGGGCCCCGUGGCGGGCAGAGUGCGGGGUCCAGGAGGAGCAAGCUGGACAUGCAGAGGGACCGCACGAUGCUAUUCCAGGUGGGUGAGGCGUACGUCACUCUGGUGAGUCCCGACUGCAAGGGCGUGGUGCUGGAGAGGUCUUUCCAAGACAUCUCCUACUGCUCGCGGGGCCUCUCCAGGACCGACCACUUCGGCUUCAUCUGCAGGGAGGCGGCCGACUCGGGGCCCGCCAGCACGCACAUCUGCUACGUGUUCCAGUGUACGGACACGUCACUGGUGGAUGAGAUCAUGAUGACGCUGCGGCAGGCCUUCCAAUCUGCGGCCGCCACCAAGGUCGCCCGUCGCAGGCCUGGGCCGGAGACGCGGGCAACCACAUCCACCCGGCCAGCGCACGGUGCGGCACAGGCCGGGAGCCACCCCUACAUGCCUGGAGCCGGUGUCCACGCGAGGAGGGACGACGCUGGUGGGGGGCGAGGCGGGGAGGGCGACGCACGCACGGUGACGUCCGCGCGUCUACGUGCACAGGAGCCCACGCGGAGCCACAUAAUCUCGGCCCAGCAGCAGCAGCAGCAAGAGCAGCAGCAUCAUCAGAGCUCAGGCGGUUUAGGCAAACUGGAAUUCCUGAAGAGCAAGGCCUCCAAGGGUCUCGCCACCUCUCUGGAGAACAUCUUCUCAGCGCUGGGAGGCGCCAAGCCCAGGAGUGGCUCUGGGAGCGACAGCCUCAGGUCCCGGAGUAACACCUUCACCUCCGACUCCUCCAGGGAGUCGACAUCUCCCCCACCCUCCCCCCCUCCACUGCGGCCCCCCCCCACGGGGACCCAAGCCGGCGGAGGGCUGCGUGCCCCCCACGCCCUCUCCACCUCCUCCAACGACCAGGACAGCAGCGACUCCGACACCCCGGAACUGGUGACCCCCAAAUACCGGCGGGGGGGUCCGGAGGCGACUGCGGUCGGGGAGGGGCUAUCCCGAGGCCGGGACCCCCGUCCCGGGGUCCCACAGGGGUCUGGAGAGGGGGCCUCCUGGAGGAGACCCCCACGUGUGCCGCGGCAUCCCACGGUGACCCCAGAAGCCAUGGCGGCGCGCAGACGAAGCAGUGAGGUUGUUGCGGAGCCGCGGAGUGGGGGGGCGCGCCCCCCGCUGGUGCGCCGCCUCUCGUGGAGGCAGCAAAUCUUCCUGCGCGCCUCCGAGCUCGACACGAGCUCCUUCACGCGCCCAGAUUCUCUGGACAGCUGCCCGCCGGACGUGCCGGUGCUGUCCCCCACGGCGGAGGAGGGGGAGGGGGGGGAGGAAGAGGGGGGAGCGGCGCAGCGCCGCUGGCACCGCCACGCGGUGAGGACGCGGUGGCGCAAGGCGAUCCAGGAGCAGAUCCUGCUGCUCAGGAUGGACCGCGAGAACCGGAGACUCCAGGCCCACCACGACGACCUGAACACGAAGCGCGUGAAGCUGGACUACGAGGAGGUGACGCCCUGCCUCAGGGAGGUGACGGCGCUCUGGGAGCACUGGCUCGCCGCUCCCGACCGCGCCCACGCGCUCCGCAGCCACGAGCAGCUCAGCGCCGCCGUGUGCCGCGGCGUGCCGCGCGCCCGGCGUGGUGAGAUCUGGCAGUUCCUCGCUGAGCAGCACCGGCUCCGGCACCCGCAGCGGAGUCAGCACGAGGGGGGGCAGCAGCAACUGGCGGACGUCCCCUACCACACGCUGCUCAAACAGCUGACGGCACAGCAGCACGCCAUCCUCAUAGACCUGGGCCGCACGUUCCCCGCCCACCCGUACUUCUCGGCGCAGCUGGGCUCGGGCCAGCUGGCGCUCUACAACCUGCUCAAGGCCUACUCGCUGCUGGACCCCGAGGUGGGCUACUGCCAGGGCCUGAGCUUCGUGGCCGGCGUGCUGCUGCUGCACCUCGACGAGCGCGACGCCUUCGCCCUCCUCAAGUUCCUCAUGGGCCACAUGGGCCUGCGCCGCCAGUACCAGCCCGACAUGACCACGCUGCAGAUCCAGAUGUACCAGCUGUCGCGGCUGCUGCACGACCACCACCGGGAGCUGCACGCCCACAUGGAGGAGGCGGAGAUUGGGCCCAGCCUCUACGCACCGCCCUGGUUCCUCACGCUCUUCGCGUCGCAGUUCCCCCUCGGAUUCGUCGCCCGCGUGUUCGACCUGGUGUUCCUGCAGGGCCCCGAGGUGGUGUUCAAGGUGGCGCUGGCGCUGCUGGGCUCGCACGACGCGCUGCUCAUGCAGACGUGCGACAGCUUCGAGAGCAUCGUGGAGUUCCUCAAGAGCACGCUGCCCAACCUCGGCCUCGUGCAGAUGGAGAAGACCAUCAACCAGGUGCUGAGUCUGGACCUGACGCAGCAGCUGCAGGCGUUCGAGGUGGAGUACCGCGUGCUGCGCGACGAGAUGCACGCGGGCUCCACGCCGCCCCCCCAGCCCUCCAGGACCCCCCGCGGGGGGAGCGCCGGCGAUCAAAACCACGACGACGAUCACGACGAUCACGACGACGAGGACGAGGCGAGGAGCGGGACGAGCGGAGCGACGCGCUCCGCGGCACUGGAGAGGGAGAACGCGGCGCUCCGCCAGGAGAACGCCGGACUCCGCGCGGAGCUGCAGGCGUUCGUGGACCGCGUGCGGAGCCUGGAGGCGAGCGUCGAGAGCCUGGCGAGCGCCGAGUGCAAGCUGCGGCAGAGCGCGCGCGCCGCCGACAUCGAGCGCUCCGCCCUCCUCGCCACCGUGGAGGCCCUGCGACUGCGAGGCGCGGCGGCCGACCCCCCACUAUGAAAGGGCCCCCCCCCCCGCUCGCUGCUCUGAGCAUGCCCCCCCCCCUCACCGACUAUGAGAACGUCUCUGGCACCGCCAGCAUGACACCGCCUCUGCGGGAUGCGGGGAGGACGAUGAUUGCGAGUCACGUGGGGUAGAGAGCUGGGGGGAGCUGAGCCCCCCCCCCCCCCCACUCCACUACGCUCACCCCAGACGCCCUGCGAUAAAAGACUUCAGCUCCCACGGAGAUCACACGUUUGGAGGGGGGCGCAUGAGCGGCGAUUUUAUUCUGGUGGUCGGGGGGGGGGCUUGUAUUGGGGGGCCAUGCCCCACCUACUGUACAGCAGCGUUGUCCAUCUGUUGUGCCCCGCCGAGCUGGGGAGCAGCUCGGAGUUGAGAGGUCACCACCGGCACUCUGGACGGCGCCGGUGGUGAUGCCACCAACAAACAUCGUCAUCGCUCCCUUCCCUCUGGCAGACCCCGGCAGCUGUUUUCACAGUCAACACCUCUGUGGCGGAUCCAAUUUUAAGUUCAUUGAUAUUUACCACGGAAAAGAUAUCGACUUGUAUUUUUAAUGUAAGGGCUUGUUUAAAAAGCUUGACAUAUCGGGAUGUGCCCCCUCCCGUGCCCCCCUCCCCGCUCCCUUGGGAAGUUUCUGAUCUGCCUCUGUGCCACCUCGUGACUGCGUGCCCCAAGUCCCAUCACACCCAUGACGUUACCUCCACUGACGGUGUGGGCGAGUGCCGCCCUUCCCCCUCACCACGUGGAAUCGGUGCCCCCCCCCCCCCCCCCCCCCGUGCCCGAGAAUCAACUUCAGGGGCAGCGCCGGUGGCCCCGUUGAUACGAAAGUGGCUGUGAGUGGACGAAAGCCAAAAACCAGCCCCCCCCCCCCCCUUGCCCUUGUAAAGUCCCAAAUAGUCCAUGACCCCAGGCCAGAUAUUUCGUUCAACGGUACCAUCCGAGGUUGGCGUAACUUUAUCGAUUCCAAUCAAAAUUUGCGGCCAAUUAAGAGUGAAUUACUUGAUAAAUGUGUGCGGCUCUGGAGUGUUGCUACCCUCGCUUCUACAGAGUUCUGCUCGGGCCUUCGGACUUGAGAAGGCCCAGAGGGGCCCAAAAACAUCAAGGUGGGGGGGAGAGCGAGGAGCGGAUUCCGUGCGGCCAAAGUAGCGGUGCAGUGUUACGAGUUGGCGUCAUUGUGACGGUGAUGAUGAUGGUGCUGCUGCUGUCCCCUAGCGGCCCAACUGGGCAUCACAACAUUUACACGGGUUCCCCGUGUAAAUGUUAAACUCGCGUGUUAUUUUAUAUAUUAUAUAUUAACGUUGAAACCACGUGAGCUUGCCAAACUCGCCUUUUUUUAACGCGAAAGAAAAAUCCGUAGCAAAUAAAGCCAGUUUACCGCAACACUUUUGUCCCAAUUGUUGAACAGCGACAAUGUUUUGUAUACGUUCAGUCAAUUCACCAUGCGUGAGUGGGGAGCAUUAUAGGUAAAAUCGAAUGACAGAAGCAGGGUUAUCUUCCCGCUCUCUCCACGUGUAAAUACGUGUUUCGGUCCCAUUGGUGAAGCAACAUGUACACUUUUAACAAUUGCUUUCCAGACCAAUCUUAUCCAGACCAAUGUUAUGCGGUAGAACACUGUUGGAGCUGAAUGGGUUUGAUCAAAGUGCGUCUCAGUCGAUUCAGGUCUGCUCUUGAAGUAGAAACGCCACUUGCUGCUGUUAUACUCCAGAUGCAGCUGCGUGUACACGUGGGCGACCCUGCACGAUGCACAUGCAGCACGGUGCUGAAUAGAACCUCGACAAACAACACGGCAGACGUGUAUCACCCUCCUGGAGUUCAGGUGUAAGUUGCAAACACGUUGUGAAACUCCCACGCGUGUGAUUGUCCAUCUUGGCGCACUGUGUUUGGGGCGAUCGUGACGGGGAGGAGGACGACCAGGGGAGGUGUUGGUUCGAGCGCCACGAGUGUUGUGGAGAUUGGUUGCGCAAGGGUUUCGUUCGGUCGACACGGAGCCCAUCACGGGGAUGAGUGGGGGGGGGGGGGGUGAAAUGGAUGUGCAGUGUUUUUGAGAGGUCACGAUUUGCCCUCCGCCUUUGGCGAUUCGAUGAAUUAUCGCGAUGAAUAAUCGUACCUCGAUGCGAGAAUCGAAUUUUUUUUUUUAUUUUUUUUUUAUUUUGGCGGCGAGUGGCUGCAAUGGGUCAUGUGAACGCACAAUUACUCGUCGAUGAAUCGAUGCGCUAUCGUCACGCCUGCCAGUCGUUUUGACUCGAGCUCAUUUUAACAAAAAGCACCCCAUGCCCUCUCUCCAUCUACUUUUCGAGGGCAAUACAAAUACAGCGCCGUGCCUCCGUGCUUGUGUCUACGCGUUAAAAAAAAACGAUGUAAGUUUAUUUUAUGGCAUCGGCCACACGAGCAGUGCAUGGUCACGGCAGCAUUGGUUCGAUGCAAGCAAAUGUUGUACCGGUUUCAACCACGCAUCGUCUCAUCAGCAGUGCGCCUACAGCGUCAAUGCUGCUGAACUCACAACACGCGCUUUCUGUCUGUAACGCGAUGGGAUUGAGGCUAAACCGUCGCCAUCCAUCAAGUAAUUUAAUUUCACCCUGAACCGUUUUUUAAAUAGAAGCCUCGCGAUAAUGAUUUUCACGUGGAGAGGAAAAAAAAGUGAUACUUUUUACUUAAAAAAUAUAUAUUUUUAAUGAAAACCAAAGCGAUGAUGGGGCGGGGGGGGGGGGUAGCUUCUCCCCCCCCCCCCGGUCCCCGAACACCUCUUCUCUGAACGCGCACACAACGAUCCCAUGACUCAGAGCCGUCCAUCGGGUACGGCGAAUCGGAGCGACCGCCCCGGGCCCCGCGUUUCGGGGUGGGGGGCGGGUUGGGGUGUUUCGAUGUCACGGCGUCCGACGUAAUAUUUCCGGUUUAGUUUGAAGGCGUCGGAGGGCCCACGCGGUGGGGUUUACCCCGUGCCCCGCACCCCCCCCCCCCCCCUAUGGACGGUCCUGCUGUGAAUAUCAACAACAAUAAUUAUACUGUGCUUCCAAUAAAACGUGCUUCCAAA